GACAGAUUAAAAACCACUGCAAACUUCCUGCUCACCCACAGCAGGUGCAAGAGCAUCGUUGAAGCAGCUGUCUGAGUAAGAUUUGAUUCCUGCGUUCCCUGAGUUCUAAGGAGUUCUUUGAGAAGGACUCCUGAUUUUAUCUCUGACGUCAUCAUGAUGAGAUUGUCUCCAGUUUUCCGACAUAUGCUGGUGUUCAUAUCAGUCCUGUCACUCACUAGAGUACAAACAACAGCAACAGCAGCAAUAUUUUACCCAUUCGGCUCGGCAGCAGGAGACACAAACAAUCCUGCUGUUGAUGAUGGAAGCUCCUCAGUUAUUCAGCUGCUGAGUCCAUUUCUGUUCUUUGGUCGCACAUACCAGCAGAUUUAUGUGAAUAAUAAUGGAUAUCUCACAUUUAACCAGCCUUCAUCAGCAUAUACUCCCUACAGAUUUCUUGCUAGGGGAAGCCAAGAUAUAAUUGCUGGUCUCUGGACUGACCUUGACAACCGUCAAAGAGGUGUUGUUUCAUAUCAUCAGUACACCAGUGGAAAUGUACUCACACGUGCCACUCAAGAUAUAAACACACAUUUCCCAAGUCUGACCUUCAGCGCUUCUUGGGUCUUUGUUGCAACAUGGGAUAAAGUCGCUUACUACAGCUUAACCACCACAGAAACAUCUUUUCAAGUGGUUUUAAUUUCAGGUGGUUAUUUUUCAUUUAUUCUGAUGAAUUACGGUGACAUUGCUGUAACAUCACAUCCAGUGGAGGCUGGUUAUGACACGGUAAACUCCACACACUACUUUGUGAUUCCUGGAUCAAACAGUGGCAGCUCCAUCUUAAACCUCAAGAGCUCCAGUAAUGUCAGUGUUUCAGGACUAUGGGCCUUCAAGGUGGAUGGUGGACAACCUCAAGUAAACCCCACAUCGUCAACCACCACAGUCUCAACAGCCACUGUAACAGUGACUGCAGAGUCAUGGACAGCACCACAAAUAUUCUACCCAUUUGGCUCAGCAGCAGGAGACAAAAGCAAUCCUGUCAAUGAUGAUGAAAGCUCUUCUGUUAUUCAGCUGUUGAGUCCAUUUCUGUUCUUUGGUCGCACAUACCAGCAGAUUUAUGUUAAUAACAAUGGAUAUCUCACAUUCAGCCAGCCUUCAUCACAACAUUUUCCCUAUUCAUUUCCCGCUAAUGGAAGCCAAGAUAUAAUUGCUGGUCUCUGGACAAACCUUAACAACUAUGUGAGUGGUGUUGUUUCAUAUCAACAGUACGCUAAUGGAAGUGUACUUACACGCGCCACUCAGGAUAUAAACACACUUUUCCCAAAUGUGACUUUCAAUGCUUCUUGGGUCUUUGUUGCAACUUGGGAUAAAGUCGCUCACUUCAGCUUAAGCAGUACAGAAACAUCGUUUCAAGUGGUUUUAAUUUCAGAUAGUAAUUUUUCAUUUAUUCUGAUGAAUUAUGGUGACAUUGCUGUAACAUCACAUCCAGUGCAGGCUGGUUAUGACACGGUAAACUCCACAGGCUACUUUGUGAUUCCUGGAUCAAACAAUGGGAGCUCCAUCUCAAACCUCAGCAACACCAGUAAUGUCAAUGUUACAGGCCGAUGGGCCUUCAGGGUGGACAGUGGACAACACAGCAUCUCUGAAGAAACCACCACACUGGCAACCACAUCAGUAGGCAUUACAACAACACCUGCAACAACAACAACGCUGGCAGCACAAGCAUUAUUUUACCCAUUUGGCUCAGCAGUAGGAGACACAAGAAAUGCUGCUACUGAUGAUGGAAGCUCCUCACUUAUUCAGCUGUCGAGUCCAUUUCUGUUCUUUGGUCGUACAAACCAGCAGAUUUAUGUUAAUAACAAUGGACAUCUCACAUUGAACCAGCCUUCAUCACAGAAUGUUCCAGACAUUCCUUCUUAUGGAAGACAAGAUAUAAUUGCUGGUCUCUGGACAAACCUUGACAACAGUGUGAAAGGUGUUGUUUCAUAUAAUCAGUACACCAGUGGAAAUGUUCUCACACGCGCCACUCAGGAUAUAAACACACAUUUCCCAAAUCUGAACUUCACUGCCUCUUGGGUCUUUGUUGCAACGUGGGAUAAAUUGGCUUACUUCAACUUAACCAGCACAGAAACAUCAUUUCAAGUGGUUUUAAUUUCAGGCAGUAAUUAUUCAUUUAUUCUGAUGAAUUAUGGUGACAUUGCAGUAACUGGACAUCCGGUGCAGGCUGGAUAUGACACAAUAAACUCCACACACUACUUUGUGAUUCCUGGAUUCAUCUCAGACCUCAGGAACUCCAGUAAUGUCAAUGUUCCCGGUCGAUGGGCCUUCAGGGUGGACGGUGAACCCAGAAACAGCAUCCUGAAAUACAAAAUUGUUGGAUUUCGAGUGAGACUUUCCUCAUUUUCAGACCUAACACAGAGUGGAAACACUGAAAUGGUUUUACAGCGAAUAAAACAGGAGCUGGUCAAGUACGGUUUGCCAAACAGCAUCGAGCUGAAGUUAAGACAACUGCAAAAGAUAAAGCCAGGAAAAGAUCUUAACUUUGACUUCAUCAUCAUGAGACUGUCUCUGGUUUCACAACAUCUGCUGGUGUUCAUAUCACUCCUGUCACUCACCAGGGCACAAACAACAACACCUACAACACCAACAUCUGCAACAACAUCUGACCCCUGCCACAGCUACACUGUGUUGGAUGAACCUUGGAGAUCCCCAGACAAUCGAUAUUCUUCCCAACUAAUGUGUGAUGCUGAUCGCAGCAGCUGGGCCGGCUGGUAUCGUCUCUUCAUUUAUGGUCAGAGUGCUCAGAUGCCAGAAACGUGUGUUGAUUGGAAAAGUUGUGGCACUUAUAUUCCGAUGUGGCUGAAUGGAAGACAUCCAACGGUUGAGGAUAGAGUGGUGACCCGUAGUGUCUGCGGUAGCCACAUGUAUGGCUGCUGCUUAUUCCCAUCCAAAGCCAUUAGAGUCAAAGCCUGUCCAGGAGGUUAUUAUGUCUAUGAGUUUGUGAAGCCAGUUUCCUGUUUGUCAUAUUGUGCAGGACAAGGAAUACUCUACUCAUUCGGCUCAACAGUGGGAGACACAAACAAUCCUGCUGCUGAUGAUGGAAACUCCUCUGCUAUUCAGCUGUUGAGUCCAUUUCUUUUCUUUGGUCGCACAUACGAGCAGAUUUAUGUGAAUAAUAAUGGACAUCUCACAUUUAACCAGCCUUCAUCAGCAUAUACUCCCUACUCAUUUCCCGCUAAUAGAAGCCAAGAUAUAAUUGCUGGUCUCUGGACAAACCUUGACAACAGUGUGAAAGGUGUUGUUUCAUAUAAUCAGUACACCAGUGGAAAUGUUCUCACACGCGCCACUCAGGAUAUAAACACACAUUUCCCAAAUCUGACCUUCACCGCUUCUUGGGUCUUUGUUGCAACGUGGAAUAAAGUGGCUUACUACAGUUUCACCAACACAGAAACAUCAUUUCAAGUGGUUUUAAUUUCAGGCAGUAACUAUUCUUUUAUUCUGAUGAAUUAUGGUGACAUUGCUGUAACUGGACAUCCAGUGGAGGCUGGUUAUGACACAAUAAACUCCACACACUACUUUGUGAUUCCUGAAUCAGUUAAUGGGAGCUUCAUCUCAAACCUCAGAAACUCCAGUAAUGUCAAUGUUCCCGGUCGAUGGGCCUUCAGGGUGGACAGCAGACCAAGAAUCUUGAAAUACAGUGUAGUUGGAUUUUGGAUAAGACUUUCCUCAUAUUCAGACCUAACACAGAGUGGAACCUUUGAAAUGGUUUUACAGCGAAUAAAACAGGAGCUGGUCAAAUACGGUCUGCCUAACAGCACUGAGCUACAGUUAAGAAAGCUGCAAAAGAUAAAGCCGUAAUCUCCUUCUGGAUAUAAGUAAAAACUAGUUCAUUUAGCAUCUUACAGCAAAUAUCCCUGAUGACUGAUGAUGCAAAAGCUUCAGUUUUUCAUUAAGAAAAGACUUGAUAUUGACAGGUUUCCAUUAGUUGAACUGAUUACCCUGCCAUAAAUGGACGCUCCAACAUCAGCCCAGUUCUGCCGUGAGGUAAAAGUGUACUAUUGGGUUAUGACCCUUAUUCAGGUAUGUUGAUUUACAUAUAAACCGACUGUGACCUGAAGUGUAAAAAUUUACUACGAACUGUUGGUAUGAGGGAACAGUUUCCUUGAUUCUGAUUGUUGUCGAGAUUAUAGCAGUAAACAAAGAGACUCUGAACACAAGUGUAAACAAGUAUAAAUUAUUUUUUUUUUUUUACAUUUCCAUUGGUCAAUUCACAUGUGAAGAGUUUAUUUGUGUUUCUUUAUUCCCUGUUAUUCUUGUGUUUUCUUUGUGCCUACCAACACUAAAAAUAAACCGAAACUUCUGUUAUCUUGGAGUAGGGGCAUUCCUCCUGUCUUGUGGGCUGAUAGAGGGAAAGAAGGGUUAAUAUUACUUUUUAUUCAGGGAGCUACCGUGUAUGUUAUUAAAUCCCAGAGCCUCAAUCCUCAUCAGUCGCUACUGCAAAAGACAGUGGCAUAUUAAGCAAGGCUGGUAAAAACAUACUUAAAUACAUAAGUAUAGGAAUUAAAUGUACUAGGGGUGGAAGACCUAGAUCUUGUCAUUUCCCUAGUCUUCCAAGAUACAUUGCAGAAUAUAAUCUUACCCCUACGUUGUAGUGAAAAUCCCCGCUACACUAAUAAACGUUCUACGUUUUUAUUUUAUUUGGUUACAUCCGGCACCGAGAAAAGAAAACGUAAAAAAGCCAAGAUGAUGCCAGUGUAUCACUUUCAGGUGCGUUCAUAUUCCUGAAAAACGUUUUUGGCUGUUGACGUUAAUAACGUGUUUUAAUGUCGGUAAUAAUUUUACCACCAAUGCACCUGCCUUACUAGUUAGUUUCCAUGGCUUAAAAUGCAUUAACCUAUAUAAAAACAGUGAGGCAAUAAUGAUCGGUUAAUUAAAAAAUAUAGUUUCAUUAAAUAACACUGUUAAAAUACAUAAUGUGGGCUAAUACGAAAAAAACAAUUUAUGUACAUUAAAUAUUAUUACAAAUGCCUGCAAAGGGCGCCAAAGGCCUAAUAAUUGUUGUUGUUACACUUACAGGACGAUCUAAUCCUUGUUUUGUUUUGUUUUUUUGACAUUUUGGCAGCUUUUUGCUUCACAAGGUGGACUGUGGAUUACGUGAGGAUUGCUUUAAUGUUUUUAAUCAGCUGUUUUGACUCCCAUUAUGAGGGCACCUGAAGUGAUGGGAUACUACAUUUCUCCAAAUCUGUUUUGAAAGCAAAGUCAUCACGUAACCUGUCAUGCUGUAAUCUUAAGAUCUAAAUGUCAGAGGAAAAAUUCCUUUCAUUUCAGCAGAAUGUUUCUUAUAAACACAGGUCUGGGACACAUUUAAAAAUUAAAUGCAAAGUUCCUGCUAACACACAGUAGGUACGAGAGCCUGUUAGAAGCUGUCUGAGGUAAGUCAAAUCUUUCUCUAUAUUGUUAAGCUACAGUUGAGAUGACACGAUGUAAACAAUAUGGCAAACAAAAAACUGUUUAUGAUUUUAUAAAACCACAAUACAAUAUAAAACAUUACUGUUCAAUAAAUAUUUAUCUUUAUGCACUGCUAAUCAAAAGUUUUUAAACAGUAAGAAUUUUAAUGUUUUUAAAGAAGUCUCUUCUGCUUUGGAUUUAUUUGAUCCAAAGUACACUGGAGUAAUGAUGCUAAAUAUUCAGCAUUGAAAUCAAAGGAAUAAAUUACAUUUUAAAAUAUAUUCAAAUAGAAAACAGUUAUAUUAAGUAGUACAAAUAUUUCAGACUUUUACUGUUUUUGCUGUACUUUGGAUCAAAUAAAUGCAGGCUUGGUGAGCAGAAGAGUCUUUUGACUGGUAGUGUAUAUAAAACUCAGAAUGAAAUAAUUCUACUGCCAAGUCCAUAUAGGUGUAAUUUAAAAUAAUUGUUUUUGUUUUCACUUUAUUUUGAUGGUCUCUUUAAUAGAUUUUGUUGACUAUACGUAACAUUGCAUCUACAUGUCUACUAACUCUCAUUAGAGUGUUAGUAGAGUAUUUGUAGACUGGUAGGGUUAGGGUUAGAAUAAGUUGACAUGUUGCAAAGUUGCAAAGUUACUUAUAGUCAGUAGAAUGUCUGUUGGGAGACCAUCACAAUAAAGAGUUAGCAGAUAUUAAGCAAACAGGCUACUAAUACUCUAAUGAGAGUUAGUUGAUAUGUAGGUGCGACAUUACUUAUUGUCAACAAAAUGUUCAAAAGGGUGCAUUAAAAUGAAGUGUCACCCUGUUUUCUAUUCAAAUAUAUUUUAAAAUGUAAUUUAUUCUUGUGAUUAAUGCUGAAUUUUCAGCGUCAUUAUUCCAGUCUUCAU
Messenger RNA from Labeo rohita (rohu), 6304 nucleotides. RefSeq lists its product as uncharacterized. Bases 154 to 3831 code for a protein of 1225 amino acids. Gene Ontology annotation, biological process: cell-matrix adhesion. NCBI's taxonomy places the organism in Eukaryota, Metazoa, Chordata, Actinopteri, Cypriniformes, Cyprinidae. The record is from RefSeq and is a predicted model, not a curated record. The transcript has 32 exons.